AUGGAUGGAGGAUCGACGGAGAAUCCUGAUAUCACUCCGAUGGAGAAUUUGGGAUGUCUGGAAAAUAAUAAUACGUAUUUUAUUUUCACAACAAUAAUAUGGAGCUUAAUACUUUUGCUGUCUUUUUUAUUGAACGCUACACUACUGCUGGCGUUUAUAAAACGCCCUGGACUACGGACAAUAUCCAACAGAUUUGUGAUGAACCUAAGCGCUUCCAAUCUGCUGACGAUAAUUCUCCUGCACCCGCUGCUGAUAACUGAUCACCAGUCAGCCCCAUCUGCAGUCCACUGUACCUUAGCAGAGGGCGCCACGGCAUUAGUAACGACAUCUUCGAUAUUCUCAGUGCUUCUAAUAGCGAUCGACCAAUACCUGGCAGUAAUCGACCCUCUCCGUUACCGAACAAAGAUCGAUAAUCUAAAAUGUACCCUUCUUAUUAUCGUAGUCUGGAUCCUGUCGAUAAUAAUCGGCGUUCUGGCCAUACUCAACACCAACAACAACAUCAAAAGCCACUCUGGGAGCCAGCAGAGCCUCUGGCAGAAUUGUCGCUCCGUUGUUGUUUUACCAAUCACCGAUGAUAACCCCAACUUACCGACAAUCGAUCACUCUUCCCUGUCUUUGGACUUUCUAACUAUCUACAACCUCGCCUACACAAUAAUUUACAUAAUAAUAAUCUACUUGGCUCCUUUCAUCACGAUAAUCUGGAUCUACCUCUGUAUUUAUACCGCUGCGCACAAUAAUUCCGAAAGAACGCGACGUACUGGUUCUCGGCCGGUACUUACAGUUACUAACUACCUUAAUGACGACGAUUACCUUCCUCUACGUUAUGAUUCAGACUCACGGAUUAAAAACAUAUCAAGUUUGUCGUCGAUUGACGAAAGCAUUGAGAUAACUAGUCAAUUACAAAGACACUUGUCGCCUUCUCCAAUCAUUGAAGAAGAUAUUAGUAGUAAUAAUAAUAAUAAUAAUAAUAAUAAUAAUAAUAAUAAUAAUAAUAAUAAUAAUUGUGAUGAUGAUGAUGAUGAUGAUGAUGAUGAUAAUGGUCGUACUCAUGUUAUUUUUACCGUUGGAUCUCAUAAUAAUGAUAUUACACAGUUUGAUACCAAAGAAAUUAACGAGAUGAUGGAAAAUAGCCGGCCAUAUAAUGGCCAUAUUGGUGAUUUUGAUCCUGAGGAGAUCAAUAGAGAUUUUAAUGAAGCUAAAAAUGAUGUAGAAAAUAAUGGGGGAAAUACCCGGUCACAUAUUGACCAUAUAGAGGAAAAUGGCAAAUUAUGGGAUGGCAUUGAUGAACCUUAUGGUGAUCUAUCAAAAGAUGCCACUGAAAAAUUGGCAUAUAUUGAGAGAAAUGAAUUUAACGAGCAAGAGCAGCAGCAGCAGCAGCAACAAUAUGCCACUGAAAGUGACUCAAAUGGCGAUGACGGACAGGUGGUACAAAAUGCCGGACCGAUGAUACCUUCGAAGAUUUCCGGGAAUCCCCGGCAAAAUACGCGUACGACUAACUAUAUUAAUAGUUUAAGGCACAGAAUCAGCAAUGGCUCGCUAUUUAAAUACCGAGAAGAGACUCGAGCUGCACGAAUCAGCGCGUUAGUGAUUGUCAUGGGGUUCGUUUGUUGGACGCCAUUUUUCACAAUUGUUGUAAUCAAGACUAUGGCGGUUGAUUUGGUGUACCACCAAGUUGACGUCGUGGGGGUCGGAUGUUUUUUACUGGGAACAAUUGUGUCGCCAAUGCUGUUUGGUUAUCGAUCGAGGAGGGUCAAAAGGGAACUCAGGAAGCUCUUUUGCUUCAGAAGGGAGCUUGCAUAUAAGAAUAAUAGGAGCUUGAUGGCUAAAAAGGUCCUCAAAAGGCGAAACAGCUCCUCCACCUGGGGCGUUGACAAUCUUGGCGGAGGAGACAAAGGAGAAAAACUUUCCAAAGGGUUUUGGAACUUUUACAAAGGGAAAGUCAAAGAACCUGCCAAAGUCCAGUUUGUCCAUGUUCCUGAGACAGCUCUUACAGUUGAUACCUGUCGCAGCAGCUUCUCCAGCGGUGCUAGCACCCAGAUCUCCAGUACUUCCACUGAUGAUAGCUAA
Molecule: messenger RNA, 2067 nt
Organism: Cotesia congregata
Lineage: Eukaryota; Metazoa; Arthropoda; Insecta; Hymenoptera; Braconidae
Source: the annotation of a GenBank genome assembly